AUGAAUGAUGCCCUUGCGGUCUUGCAGAUUCACUCAACUUCUUUGUUGGCUCCACAGCAGUUGCCAAAGGACCUGCCACCCCACACCAGUAGGCUGGAUGGUCAGGCUCAGGCUCAAAUGUACGUGGUGAAGAGAGAUGGUCACAAGCAGGAGCGGAGGAUGUUUUUUUGCUUGUGGUAUUGGACAAACAAAGGUGUGACCUGCACGCAUCCCUGCUACGUGACCGGCUGCAUUUGGCAAGCCAAGCCAGGUGUCAAGGCGAUCGAGCAAGCCGUGGCUGUUUGUCAAGCUUUAAAAGUGACAACACAGAAUCCAGAAAGGCUAGAGCACCCAUCUGCAGACAGGCUAGCGCGGCUAGCCGUCGCAUAUUUGCUCGCACCCCUGCCAACCUACCUUCCUGAGCAGAGAUUCCAGCAAGCACCGACGCACGAGGGUGCCGACCUGUGGACGAUGCAGUGCCCUGUGGAAGGCGUAUUCCUGCGUACACAGCAUCAGGAGGUGAAGUUUGACAACAUCACCAAGCGCCUUCGAAACCUUUGCGAGGGUCUCGACCCGCGCUACAUCGACCCGGUGUUGGUCACACAGAAGGUGGUAGAAGGCCUCCACACCGGCAUCACUACGGCGCAAAUCGACACCCUGGCUGCAGAGACUUGUGCUUACAUGUCUCAGAAGCAUCCGGACUUCUCCACCCUGGCGGCGCGCAUCGCGGUCUCCAACCUUCACAAGAACACCUCUGACUCAUUCUGCGAGACCUGCAAGAUCCUUUUCCAUUACGUGGAUCCGCAGGGCCGUAAUGCUGGCUUGCUCGCCCAGGAGAUCUGGGACUUUGUGAAGGAGAACGGCAAGGAGCUCGAUGAGGCCAUCGACUAUGACAGAGAUUUGGGCUACGACUACUUCGGCUUCAAAACUCUGGAGAAGUCUUACUUGCUGCGUGUGGGUGGCCGGAUUGUCGAGCGUCCUCAGCACCUGAUCAUGCGCGCAGCAUGUGGGAUCCACUGUGGAGAUCUCAAAGCCACACUGGAAACGUAUGAGCUGAUGUCCAGGAAGUACUUCACUCACGCGACGCCGACGCUCUUCAAUGCAGGGACGCCUUAUCCGCAGAUGUCAUCCUGUUUUCUGCUGAAGAUGCAGGGAGACAGCAUCGAUGGGAUCUAUGACACCCUGAAGCAAUGUGCUGUGAUCUCCAAAUCUGCCGGCGGCAUUGGUGUGGCCGUGACCCGGCGGUUUCGCGUAGUCUCCAACAUUCGCGCCAGUGGCUCCUACAUCAGGGGCACCAACGGCACCAGCAACGGCCUGGUACCCAUGCUCCGGAACUUUAACGAGACGGCACGCUAUGUGGACCAGGCCGCGGGCUCGUGGGCGAACGUGGAGCAUGGUGGUGGCAAGCGGAAGGGUGCUGUAGCAGUCUACUUGGAACCUUGGCACGCGGACGUCUAUGAGUUCUUGGAGCUGCGCAAGAACCACGGCAAGGAAGAGCAGCGAGCAAGAGAUUUGUUUUAUGGUUUGUGGGUGCCCGAUCUGUUCAUGAAGCGAGUCAAGGCUGAUGAGGAUUGGACACUCUUUUGCCCCAAUGAGGCCUUCGAUCAGGAGACCGGAAAGGGUUUGAUGGACUUCUGGGGCGACGCCUUCGACGAACUCUACACGAGGCUUGAGGCGGAGAAGCGUGGCCGGAAGACGGUGAAGGCGCGGCACCUGUUCUCGCAGAUCUUGCAGGCGCAGAUCGAGACGGGCACUCCUUUCAUGCUUUAUAAGGAUCACGCCAACAGCAAGUCCAACCAGAAUCACUUGGGCACCAUCCAUUGUUCUAACCUUUGCACUGAGAUCAUUGAAUACACUUCGCGAGAUGAGGUCGCCGUUUGCAAUUUAGCGUCCAUUGCGUUGCCUGCCUUCGCGGAGGCGUCCGGGCGGCCCUAUGAUUUCCAGAAACUCUACGAGGUCACCAAAGUUGCCACGAAAAACCUCAACAAGGUGAUCGACCGGAACUAUUACCCCAUCGAGGAGGCCAAACGAUCGAAUUUGCGACAUCGGCCCAUUGGGUUGGGUGUGCAAGGCUUGGCGGAUGUGUUUCUGAUGAUGAAGCUGCCCUUUGAGAGUGAAGCGGCCAAAGAGUUGAAUGAGGAUUCCCGGGGCCCGUUGUGGGUUGGGGAACUGGGGAAGUUGGUGGUGUUCUAUUUGAUGGACAUCUUCGAGACCAUCUACUUCGCAGCGUGUGAAGCGUCCUGUGAGCUGGCAGAGCUUCAUGGCAGCUACGAGAGCUAUCAGGGCAGCCCUGUGAGCCGAGGGCAGUUGCAGUUCGACUUGUGGGGCCAGACUCCCAAGAGUGGCCGUUGGGAUUGGUCCGCGCUGAAGCGGCGCAUCGCCCGGAGUGGCCUCAGGAACUCCUUGCUGGUGGCACCCAUGCCCACGGCGAGCACUGCACAGAUCUUGGGAAACAACGAGUCUUUCGAGCCCUACACGCAGAACCUCUACGUGCGUCGGGUGCUCUCCGGAGAGUUCGUUCAGGUGAAUCGACAUCUUCUCAAGGAUCUCAUUGCUCAAGGCCUGUGGACUGAGGAGCUCCGAUCUCAGCUCAUCCGCGAGAAUGGGAGCGUGCAACGCUUGGACUUGCCGGAAGAGAUGAAGGAGCUCUACAAGACGGUCUGGGAGAUCAAGCAGAAGGUGGUCCUAGACAUGGCGGCUGAUCGUGGAAAGUACAUUGAUCAGUCCCAGUCCUUGGAUGCGCCCGGGCUUCGACUCUCGCAGUGGGCGAAGGGGAACGGUGAGAAUCAGACGGGUCAAAAGGACGCACGGUGCACCAACCAUCCUGGCGCCCGUCCCACCAGGUACUACCUUCGCACCAAGGCCGCUGCCGAUGCGAUCAAGUUCACCGUCGAGGUUCAAAAGUCGAGCGACGAGUCUGCCAUCAAAGCGUUGAAGUCAGAAGCUCCCACCUAUUCCUGCGUGGGCUGCAGUUCCUGA
This is a messenger RNA of Durusdinium trenchii, 2958 nucleotides long. The record is from the annotation of a GenBank genome assembly. NCBI's taxonomy places the organism in Eukaryota, Dinophyceae, Suessiales, Symbiodiniaceae.